Spinacia oleracea (spinach) is the source of this 632-nucleotide messenger RNA. RefSeq lists its product as uncharacterized. Lineage: Eukaryota; Viridiplantae; Streptophyta; Magnoliopsida; Caryophyllales; Amaranthaceae. The record is from RefSeq and is a predicted model, not a curated record. The coding region runs from base 78 to 383 and encodes 101 amino acids. The transcript is spliced from 3 exons.
GAGGCCUAUAUCUCAAUUAAAACUAACUACAAAACAAUUAAGCUUCAAUUUAAAUUGAUCUUCUAAACAGAAAACAAAUGGAGGGCAAGCACCAGAGGAUCAAUAUAAUUGCAGUUCUGAUUUUGCUUUCAUUAGUGCAACUAAUGUCAAGUGGAAAAGUGGUAGGAUGUGGUACUGGUAGUGAUGGUUGUGGAGCUUUUAACUGGUGUUGUGAUGGCUAUCAUUGUUCAAAUCUAUUAUCAGGAGGUGUAUGUGAACAAGAUCGAUGCAGGUUUUUGGGGGAGGGAUGUGCUAUUUCUCCAUGGGAUAUAAACGAAAGUUGCUGUGAAGGUUAUACAUGUAAUUAUAUAAUCGAAGGUUUUGGGCAUUGUACUAAAGCAUAAUUAAGACGAUCGACUAAUGCCAAUUACAAUCUCAUCUCCUACAAUUAAAAACUCUAAUGCAUCAUGCAUGCAGUUAUGCACCAUGGAAUAUAAACUCUAAUCAUGUUUCCCUUUUCUUUUAUGUAUCGUUCUGUAAUUCUCUCAUCAGGAAAUUCUAUGUAAUAUCAAUAUAAUGUUCCGUUUACUAUUUCGUUUUGUACUAAUUAAAUAAAUGAACGCAAUGCAAUAUACCCCUUGAUUUUGUGUGUU